AUGCACCUCAGCGUGCUGCUCGCGGCGCUCUUCGCCGCCCCCAGCCUCGCCGCCCUCCCCUUCAAAGGCGUAGACUGGUCCUCCCUCCUGGUCGAAGAAAAAGCCGGCCGCACCUACAAGAACCCGGCGGGCCAAGUGCAGCCCCUCGAAACCAUCCUCAAAGCCUCCGGCGUCAAUACGGUCCGCCAGCGCAUCUGGGUCAACCCCUCCGACGGCAAUUACAACCUCGACUACAACCUCAAGCUCGCGAAGCGCGCGCAGGCCGCGGGGUUGCAAAUCUACCUCGACUUCCACUACAGCGACACAUGGGCGGAUCCCGCGCACCAGACCAAGCCCGCGGCGUGGGCGAGUCUGUCGACGGAUGCGCUGGUCACCCAGGUGUGGAAGUACACGAACGAUGUGGUGAAUGCGUUUGCAGCGGCGGGGAUCAAGCUUGCGCUGGUGAGCAUCGGGAACGAGAUCACGCCUGGCUUGCUGUGGAAUACGGGGAGGCUGUCGAAUAGUGAUGGGCCGAAGACGGUGGCGAAGCUGCUGAAAAGCGCGAGUAAUGGGGUCAAGGAGAGUAAGAUGGAUCCGAAGCCGAAGAUUUUGGUGCAUUUGGACAACGGGUGGAAGGCGGAUACGCAGACGUGGUGGUACGACACCGUCCUCAACUCUGGAGGCGGCUUCUGGACUGACGCCUUUGAUGUUAUUGCUGUCUCUUACUACCCCUUCUACAACUCUGCGGCAACCCUAUCUUCCCUCUCUUCCUCCCUGAACACUAUCUCCCAGAAGUGGAGCAAAGACAUCAUGGUCGUCGAGACGAACUGGCCUGUCAGCUGUCCGAACCCUGCCUACGCCUUUCCCAGCGACGCGAAGAGCAUCCCGUUCAGCAGCGCAGGGCAGACGACGUGGAUGAAGGAGGUUGCGAAGCGCGUCGCUGCGGUGCCUGGGGGAAGAGGAACGGGACUGUUCUACUGGGAGCCGGCGUGGAUCGAUAACGCGGGGUUGGGUAGCUCGUGUGGAAGCAAUCUGAUGGUUGAUUCGAGUGGGAAGGUGUUGGACAGUUUGGCGGUUUUCAAGCAGAUAUAG
Paraphaeosphaeria sporulosa is the source of this 1071-nucleotide messenger RNA. Its product is annotated as glycosyl hydrolase 53. NCBI's taxonomy places the organism in Eukaryota, Fungi, Ascomycota, Dothideomycetes, Pleosporales, Didymosphaeriaceae. The transcript has 2 exons. The record is from RefSeq and is a predicted model, not a curated record. Bases 1 to 1071 code for a protein of 356 amino acids. Gene Ontology annotation, molecular function: glucosidase activity. Gene Ontology annotation, biological process: pectin catabolic process.